Pestalotiopsis fici W106-1 is the source of this 1833-nucleotide messenger RNA. RefSeq lists its product as uncharacterized. Lineage: Eukaryota; Fungi; Ascomycota; Sordariomycetes; Amphisphaeriales; Sporocadaceae. The record is from RefSeq and is a predicted model, not a curated record. The coding region runs from base 1 to 1833 and encodes 610 amino acids. The transcript has 2 exons.
AUGCGUACACUUCUAGACGCGGGCUGUGAGUCGAAUUCGGAACUCAGCAGGGAACCAGAAAACUCGACCGGAUCGCAUAUUAAUUACCAACUUGACUAUGAACUCGCCGAGCAGUCACCCUACAGAUUUUCAGGAGAUCUUUCCUUUUCUGUAGCCUCGAAUCAAUUGACUACCGGAUGCGACAUUCCAGAACUAUCGAACACCGCGGAAUCUGAUGCAUCAUUCAAAUACAUCACCAAUCGACUGCAUAAUUGCAAGACACAUCAUGACUCGUGCCGAUUCACAAAAGAGUGGUAUCCUAGCCGAUUGAUCGCUAUUCAACAAAAGGAUGAGAAAAUCCGUCUGCGCGUGAUACAAACGGCGGAGGAGGCUGUAACGGGCCCAUACGUAACACUCAGUCACUGCUGGGGGCAAGUACAGCCACUGAGACUCACCAACCAGAAUUUUGAGGAAUUCGGCCGAAAUAUACCCAUGGCCAUGGUCCCUUCAUUGCACAAAGAUGCGGUCACGGUAGCAACGCGAUUGGGUGUUUCCUACUUGUGGAUUGACUGUCUGUGCAUUAUCCAGGAUUCGGAUGAGGACUGGCGUCGCGAAAGCUCAGUCAUGGGUUCUGUUUACGAGUACGCGCUAUUCAAUAUCGCCGCUGCAUCAGCAACGGACAGUUCGGGUCGGCUGUUCACCAUCCGCGAUUCGCAAUCAGUCAGUCCAGACGUAAUAGCCUUGCGCAUGCGCAGAGCACAGGACCAGGUGCUUUGGCACAUGGACAGAGAACUUGAUCCCUGGUCGUUUCGCAGAAGCCAGGAGUUUUGGAGAUAUCCUCUGUUCAAACGGGCUUGGGUUCUUCAGGAAACACUGUUUGCAAAUCGGGCAGUCAUCUUCACUCAGGACGAGAUCCACUUCCGUUGCGCCCAAGAAUUCAGCUCUGAGAGAAUGCCCCCUGAGCAUCCACUGCUUCAGAACACUCAAUUUUCCAACUCCACUAACAGAGAACUGGUAUCAGUGCCAUUGAUGAAGUUCACGCUACCAGAUCACUGUUUUGAAGACUGGAGGAAAAUCAGAGAACAUUAUUCCUCAACUGCAAUUGCGAGAGCCAGCGACAGGCUGAUAGCUAUAUCCGCAAUUGCUCGCCACUUUGGUAGCAUGAAGAAGCAAAGCAAAUACCAUGCUGGAAUGUGGGAUGAUCAGUUCAUUGUCGAUUUGGGCUGGCACACACUCACUCCUCAAAGGCGACCUGAUGUUUAUAUUGCCCCAACCUGGUCCUGGGCAUCUAUAUGUGGGCGAGAUUCUUCAAGAAUAAAUUACCCCCGUCUAACAUCACGACAAGGGCAGAUUCAAAUUCCCAAGGUUUUGGAGAUAUACACCAAGCCUAGCGGGCACGACGAGUUUGGUGCAAUCGACAAUGGUUGGCUCAAGAUCUGUACGCCUUUAUAUUAUAUGGGUUGUCGAAAAGGUAAAGAGGAGCUGAAAUCGGCAUUGGAGCAAAGAUAUGGAGCGGUUGGCGUACAACGUUCCUUUUUGAAUUUGUAUCCGGAUCACCAGUGGGAACAUGACAGGGCCCCGCUGAAUGUCUUUGCUUUGCCGCUCCAGAUCGAAGUCAGCAGCCAACCGGUUUUGGAAGCGCAUUUAUUGUUGCUUGUCGCCCUGACUCCCGCUGAGAAUGUGUAUAAGCGCAUAGGUCUUUGCUACUUCUGUAUCUUGUUUACGGACGAAUUUUGGGGAUUGCCAAAGUCUAAGGAACCUGAAAGAUUCCUUGGGAGAAUGGAACGCCGAGACGAAGAGAUCCAUUCGCACAAGAAAUGUGAUGAUGGGUGGCACACCAUCACAAUCGUUUGA